GACGCCAGCCAACUGAAAUAUCACCUCUGUCGUUAAAUGUGUGAUAACCUGGGGUUCAAUGGUGCUCGUAGGUGCUAGUAGGUAUACUUUUUGAGGUCGAAAUAGCAUCAAAGGUUUUUACUUUUCAAAGAAAAGGGGAUAACUCUUCCAGCCAACGCUACGGUGUUCCGUUAUGUUUUAAAACAUGUUUCCCAAUUCAUGGGACUAUGUAUGUAAACUACGUGUUUACAUGCCAACCGAAGUUAACAUGCCAUCCUUUCACCGAACGUGUAAGAGUCCAUUAAAGCAUUGGGCAUGAGGCCACUUUCAAAGAAAUACACAAUAAUUUGUCGUUUUAAAUCCUAUAAAUCUCUCAUAAUGUCAUUUAUUAAUCUUAAAAAGAUCACCGCACAAAUAACUAUGGGUGGAAAUAUAACAGUCCACCCCCAAAACUAUUUUUUUUUUCAAAAUGGCACCAUCCGCACGCCACCUGUAACGUCGAAUGCAGAAGUAGCUUGUUAGCUUACAAACUCAAAAAAACGUUUUUUUUUUUAAACUUUUAUGACAAUUAUUUUAACUUGUGUUGUUAGGUGAGCAUUACGUGGAGGUCUUAAUGAGUGUCGUUGGAGUAUAAAGUAACAAUUUUGAGUUGUUGUUGUUUCUAACGUUUUAAAAAAAAAAAUGAAAAAAAUUGGAUUGGAAUGGAUUUGUGGGAGUGGAAAUUCCACAGUUUGCCCCCCGACAUCGGCGCCGUGACGGAUGGAGAGGGGGGCGGAGAAAAAGCUCCGGAGUGCCUCCGCAAGCGAGCGGGCGGGCGGACGAUGUUGUCUGCCUCGGCGGUCUGUUCGAGAGGGUCGCAUCUCCCAGCUCGACAGAUUUCCUACGCUCGUUUAGGGAGGUUUUUCUUUCCGCUCACCGAGGCUCUUUUCCAGGUGGGAAAACGCGUACCUGCCGCUUGGACCUAACGGAAUUCCUCUUUUCUUUAUUUUUGUUUUGUUUGUUUUUUUCCCCUCCCACCAAUUGGAUUAUUCACCUUCCAGGACCUGUCAAGUUGAAGAUGAACCUCUUACUUUGAGAUCAUUUUGCACACUUUAUUUUUAUUAUUUAUUUUGGAAGUAUUUUCGGGGGAAUUUCUCGGUCGGGAUGUUGCACUGGAGCAGCAGGCGUCCUGGAGCGUUUUGGGUCUUCCUCUUCACGCAGGUCGUCCUGGCGACUGCGCUCACCCAAACUGACGCGUGCGGCGAAGACAUCGACAUCCACUCUCCGGACUACCUGACCUCACCGGGCUACCCUGGCGCUUACCCGUCCUCGCUGCAGUGCGCCUGGGUGAUCACGGCACCCGAGCCGGGCCAGAAGAUCCUCAUCAACUUCAACCCGCAUUUCGACCUAGAGGACAGAGAAUGCAAGUACGACUAUGUGGAGGUGUACAACGGCAAGGAUGAGCUGGCACCCAUGUUGGGUAAGUUCUGUGGCAAGAUUGCACCCUCGCCAAUCAUCUCCAGCGGCGACCAGCUCCUCAUCAAGUUUGUCUCCGACUAUGAGACGCAUGGGGCCGGAUUCUCCCUACGCUACGAGGUCUUCAAGACAGGUCAGGAAUGUUCCAGGAACUUCACGGCUCCCGCGGGGGUCAUUAGCACGCCGGGCUACCCCGACAAGUACCCCAACAACCUGGAGUGCACCUUCAUGAUCUUCGCGCCCAAGAUGUCCGAGAUCUUGGUGGAGUUCGACAGCUUCGACAUGGAGCCCGACACGACGCCGCCACCGGGGGCGCUGUGUCGCUUUGACUGCUUGGAGAUCUGGGACGGAUUCCCCGCAGUGGGUCCCCACAUCGGGCGCUACUGCGGCCAGACAUCCCCGGGCCGCGUCAUCUCCUACACGGGCAUCCUGUCCAUGACCAUCACCACUGACACGGCCAUCACCAGGGAGGGCUUCUCUGCCAACUACACCAUCAGGGACACCAGCCUCCCCCAAGGAAACGGGCAAAAUGCCUUCUUGUGCUCGGAGCCUCUGGGGAUGGAGUCAGGCGAGAUUUCCUCGGAGCAGAUCAGCGCCUCAUCGCAGUACAACAACAACUGGUCACCGGAACGCUCUCGCCUCAACUAUCACGAGAACGGAUGGACGCCGUCAGAUGACACCGUACGCGAGUGGAUCCAGGUGGACUUGGGCUUCCUGAGGUUUAUCACGGCCAUCAGCACACAAGGAGCCAUCUCUAAAGAGACCAAGAAGCACUACUUUGUUCGCUCCUACAAGGUGGACCUGAGCUCCAACGGAGAGGACUGGGUGACGGUGAAGGACGGUUCGAAACAGAAGAUCUUCCAGGGGAACCACAACCCGGCAGACGAGGCUCGCUCCUUACUGCCCAAGCAGACUCUGGCUCGUUAUAUUCGCAUCCGGCCCAUGUCCUGGGAACAAGGCAUCUGCAUGCGCUUUGAGCUCUACGGCUGCAGAACCUCAGACUACCCAUGUUCAGGAAUGCUGGGCAUGGUGUCCGGUCAGAUCUCGGACGGUCAGAUCAGUGCCUCGUCCUAUGCCAACCGGGGCUGGAUGGCCGAGAACGCCCGUUUGUUGACGGGCAGGUCAGGUUGGACGGGCCAGCAGACCAAGCAGCCCUUCAGGAACGAAUGGCUGCAGGUGGACCUGGGCCAGGUCAAGAUGUUGAGCGGCGUGGUGAUUCAGGGCGGCAAACACUACGACAAGAACGUCUUCAUGAAGAAGUUCAAGGUGGGACACAGUCUGGACGGAGAAGUCUGGAUGCUGGUCAACGAGGACAACACCACAAAGCCUAAGAUUUUCUCAGGCAAUCAGAACCACGACACACCUGAGCUGAGGUCGGUGGGUUCUCUGCCAACCCGUUUCGUCCGGAUCUACCCGGAGAGAGCCACCAUGGAGGGGGUGGGCCUACGACUGGAGCUGCUGGGCUGCGAACUGGACGACAUCACAACCACGGCCUUGCCCACCACACCACUCGCCACUAUGCUUCCCUCCACCACGUUUGGAGCGACUACCACGUCGCCCCAAACGGUGCCCGUCACCACGCCGUCCACCAACACCGACACAGACACUCCCAAAGACUACACGUCAGCGACAGCAGGAGGCAUCACACCUGCUGACCCCGUGGUGGACUUCAUACCAGACUACUUGUGGUUCGCCUGUAACUUCGACUUCACCUCCUUCUGUGGUUGGACCACGGAAGCGGGCUCGGGUGCCGAGUGGCUCAUCCAGACUGGCGCAGGCGCUCCAGCCGCACGCAGAGCGCCCACGCUGGACCGCACGGGCCACGCAGGAAACUUCAUCCUUAUGCAUCUGACUGACUCGCCAUUAAGAAGUGAGGAGUAUGUGGAGAAGGUGGCCAGGCUGUCCAGUCUGCCAGUGACGGCGCCCCACGCCGACCUGUGCUUGUCCUUCUGGUACCACAUGCUGGGCCAGCACCCUGGGGUGCUCCACAUCAGACAGGAAGAGGAACAGGAGCUGGGGGAAGGGAGGGGGAACAUCCUGUGGACAAUUAGUGGACACCAGGGGACGCGAUGGAGAGAAGGACGAGUUUUACUACCGAGAUCCAGUCAACCUUACAGAGUGGUUGUGGAGGGUGUUGCGGACAGACUUAGCACAGGACACAUGGCCGUGGACGACAUCCGCAUUUUAGACGCUCUCAACACCGACCACUGCAAAGAUCCACAGGUUCCUCCAUCUCCGCCCACACAAAUCAUCAUCCUACCGAUGGACUCUGUACCGGAAGAGGCAGCGGGCGAGCUGAGCGGCGGCGUGGGCGAGGCGGACAGCAUGCUGAAGACGCUGGACCCCAUCCUGAUCACCAUCAUCGCCAUGUCCGCCCUGGGCGUCUUCGUGGGCGCCGUGUGCGGGGUGGUGCUGUACUGCGCGUGCUCGCACGCCGCCAUGGCCGAGCGGAAUCUCUCGGCGCUGGAGAACUACAACUUCGAGCUGGUGGACGGCGUCAAGCUGAAGAAGGACAAGAUCAACGCACACACUAACUACUCGGAGGCGUGAGGGGCAGGGGCCGGCGCAGGGGCCGCCGUUGGACUUCAGGGUGGGCGUUUCUUUCUCAGGAGCGGCAGUGCUACAGACUGACCUGCAGGGGGGCACUCUGUGCAAACUAACUGACUGUACAGCAAAAAGAAAAAGAAAAAAAGAAGAAGAUAAUCUAUUUGUUUGGGGGUUUUGUUUUGUUGAUUUUGUGGGGGGUUUGUGUUAAUCUUCUCAUGCUGGUGAUGAGACCAAGUCACAAGUAAAUGCGUGUGUGUGUUUGUGCGUCUGUGUGCGUGUUUACGCGCGCGUGCGUGCGUGUUUGUGUGCGUGUUCUAACAGUGCCUUUUUUCCCCACCACUUUUUCUUAAUAAUUUGCCUUUUUUUUCUUUUUUUCAACCAUCACGAGUGUCUCAUCCGGGGUUCCCAUACACACACACACACAGAAUGUCUCAGUGUCCAGUCGAAAUGUGAAGACACGAUCAGUAUUAAGUUGAAAUGUGAAGACAAUGUCUUAGUGUUCAGUUGCAACAUGAAGAUCACGUCUCAGCAUUCAGUCAAAAUCAAAUGACUGCGUCUCGUCAUUCGGUUGAAACAUGAAGACAAUGCAUUGGCGUUCAGUUGAAGACAAUCUCUCCGCAUUAAAUUGAAGAAAAAAUAUCUCAGCAUUCAGUCGGAGCAUGAAGACAUCUCAGCAUUCAGUUAAAGGCGUCUCAGUAUUCAGUUCAAACGUGAGGACAAUUUCUCGGCAUUCCUUUCAAACACUAAGACAAUACCACAGCAUGGAGAAAUACAUUUGGUGAUAGUUCAGAAAUAAUGUGAUUAUUUUCUGGCUUAUGUUCUUUUGUGGUCAAAUUCACAUUUUGUGAUGCUUGUGUGUGUGAGUGCGUGCGUGGGGGGAGCUUUUGAGAGCACACAUACACACACACGUUCUAUCAUAUUGUACAUAAUUUUAAUAUAUUUCUAUGGGAGUUGUUUUUCUACGCGGGAAGGUGCAGCAGUAUCCUUUCUUUAGUGCUUCGAUCUUUGAUAUGUCGUCCCAUACAACACACACACAGACCAUGUUUGUGUGUCUUUUAAUGUGAUUUGUGUGGGCUGGCGUGUGUAAAGAUUUCCGGACUGAAGGGAAGCGGCGCUUUCGUACAGGGUAACACUGGACCCCCGACAAGGAGGAGCCAACACCUCAAGUGUCUCCAUCUUUUCAGUAGGCUGGUUGCCAUGACAACAGGUUGUCUGUUUGUGUGGGUUACACAACAAAAUGGCUGCAGCAUCCUCACACACACACACAUUCAGUACAUAGUGCUCACUUUUCUAAAUCUAAAUUACAGCGGAACCACCAAAGUGGAAAACUCAGCAUCCUGUGGUUGACUUCAAAGUUGUUUGAGUUUCAAACAAAUGUUCCCAUGCAAAAUCGUCUGUUCCAGGGUCAAAGUGGUACCAUCAAGAAAAAAACUUUUUGUCAGGGUUUUUUGAAUUCCAAAAUGUAUUUAAAAAAAAAGACUGUAAAUGUAAAACUAGGCAACACGGUGGAGGACUGGUUAGAACAUCUGCCUCACAGUUCUGAGGACUGGGAUUUUAAUCCAGCCUCACCUGUGUGGCGUUUGCAUGUUCUCCCUGUGCCCGUGUGGGUUUUCUCCAGGUUUCCUCCCACAUCCUAAACACAUGCAUGGUAGGUUAAUUGAAAACUCUAAAUUGCCCGUAGGUGCGAAUGGUUGUUUGUCUAUGUGUGUCCUGCGAUUGGCACCCCCCUCUCGCCCAGAGUCAGCUGGGAUAGGCUCCAGCACACCUGCGACCCUAGGGAGGAUAAACGGUACAGUGAUGGAUAAAUGUAAAACUAAUAUACACACUACACACCAAAUGAAGACACUUCUUUUGCUCCCUUGCUAGCCGUUAUGCUUCCAGCCACAUGCUACUUACACUAGCAUCUGAUUGGUGAAAUUGAUUUGUGUGUGAAUUAUUUAACAUGGAGUGGCUGCGUUGUCUUGAUGUUGCGUUCAAGGAUGGUCCAGAAUCCCCUCACAAAACAACCAAGUGAUUAUUCCAGCGAUCAUUAAAUGUCUAUCUCGCCAACGAACAUUGGUGUUGUGUUCAGGGACAGUCUCAAAUCACAGUUUUUCUUCACGAAGCAAGUGAGAAACAAUUUCUGAGUCAGGUGUCACCCUCAGGGACCACCUGAAAUCACAGUUCUUCAUAAAAACAACUAAUCUCUGAGUCAGGUGUUGCCUUCAAUGACAGUCUGAACUCAUAUCUUCCCAAAAUGUCAUUGUCAUUAGCUUCCAGCUACAUGUAUUUAUCAUUUUGUCAUUAUCUUUGUACUAAAGUCUUGUGAGAUUUGUUGACGUCACACGUGAUGAUGCUUGAAAUUCGCGAAUUGUUCAGACUUUUGGAAGUUCCGCUGUAGCUGAAAAUGUGAUUUUUUUUUUUAAACACUUUUCACAUAGUUUUUUUUUCUGUGCACUUUUGUUUACAAAUUAGCCACAAUAUUUUUUUAUUGAUGUUUUUUUCCAAAUUACCUUAUUUCACAAGUAAACAUUAAAAAUGGACUUUAGUGAGCCGGUGAACAAGAAAGGAUGCCGCAGCACUGGAUGUGAUUAACUAAAAACAUGUUGCACUGAAAUGUAAAAUAAAUUUUAAAAAAAGAUAUGAUAAUUUUAUGAUGUAUGAAAACAAGAUGGCGUUAUAUGUUGUUUUUAAAAUAAUAAUUUAAAAAAUACUUUCCCAUGAAGGUGUACAAUCUCACACCGGAAAAAAAAAAAAAAACAUUUCUGUGGAUGGUAAAAUGGCGACGUGCUGUCAAAUCGAUGAUGUUUUUGUAACAUUUCCUUGUUUUUGUUUGUUUUUCAAAUCUGCUUCUGUAAUGUUACUGUUUUCCACUCCAGAAAAAAUGAAAAGAUGGAAAAGCAGCCCCUCGGCCUUAAAAAGUGUCAAACAAGUGAUUUAAAAAAGAAAAAGAGACUACAGUAGUUUGUACUUUCUGGUGCACGUCCAGAUUCAUCUCCUCUGUGUUGUUGCAGAUCAUUUGGACUUUACAUUCCAAACAAUUGGAUCAAUAAAUGUUUGCAUUAAAUGUCA
Phyllopteryx taeniolatus (common seadragon) is the source of this 7032-nucleotide messenger RNA. Its product is annotated as neuropilin-1a-like. Gene Ontology annotation, molecular function: semaphorin receptor activity; vascular endothelial growth factor receptor activity. NCBI's taxonomy places the organism in Eukaryota, Metazoa, Chordata, Actinopteri, Syngnathiformes, Syngnathidae. The record is from RefSeq and is a predicted model, not a curated record. Gene Ontology annotation, biological process: axon guidance; vascular endothelial growth factor signaling pathway; angiogenesis. Bases 1123 to 3984 code for a protein of 953 amino acids. The transcript has 18 exons. Gene Ontology annotation, cellular component: membrane.